Messenger RNA from Capsella rubella, 2997 nucleotides. Its product is annotated as glutamate receptor 2.7. The transcript has 5 exons. Gene Ontology annotation, molecular function: glutamate-gated receptor activity. NCBI's taxonomy places the organism in Eukaryota, Viridiplantae, Streptophyta, Magnoliopsida, Brassicales, Brassicaceae. Bases 1 to 2886 code for a protein of 961 amino acids. The record is from RefSeq and is a predicted model, not a curated record. Gene Ontology annotation, cellular component: plasma membrane.
AUGAUGAACUCUACAAAAACUUCUAAUAUUUUCUUUAUGGGUUACUUUCUCCCGUUCGUUUGGGGUUUUGUGUUGAUGGAGGUUGGUUUAGGACAAAACCAAGCAACUGAAAUCAAAUUAGGAGUAGUUCUUGAUCUCCAAACUCCAUUUUCCAAGAUCUGCCUCACAUCCAUGAACAUGUCGUUGUCUGAUUUCUAUAGUAAACAUGCUGAUUACACAACACGACUUAAGAUCCACGUAAGAGAUUCCAUGGAAGAUGUCGUUCAGGCUUCAGCUGCAGCCGUGGACCUAAUCAAGAACGAGAAAGUGAGCGCCAUCAUUGGACCAAGAAGCUCCAUGCAAACUGAGUUUAUGAUCAGGCUAGCCAACAUAUCACAAGUACCAACCAUCACAUUUUCGGCAACAUGUCCUUCACUGACAUCCAUCCAUAGCCCUUACUUUGUCAGAGCCACUCUCGACGACUCAUCCCAAGUUAGAGCCAUUGCGGCCAUUGUCAAAUCAUUCGGCUGGAGAAACAUCGUUGCCAUAUAUGUGGACAACGAAUUCGGAAAAGGAAUAAUGCCUUACUUGUCUGACGCUUUAAGUGACGUGCAAGCUUUUGUUGUCAAUAGAUGUUUGAUCCCUGAGGAUGCUAAUGAUGAUCAGAUUCUUAAGGAGCUUUAUAAGCUAAUGACGAUGCAAACGAGAGUAUUCGUCGUCCACAUGCCAUCAACUCUCGGUUUCCGGUUUUUUCAGAAAGCCAGAGAGAUCGGGAUGAUGGAGGAAGGAUAUGUAUGGUUAUUGACAGAUGGAAUGAUGAAUUUGCUGAAAUCUAACGAACGUGGUAGCUGCUUGGAGAAUAUGCAAGGGGUUUUAGGUGUGAGGAGCCAUAUCCCUAAAUCAAAUGACCUCGAAGAUUUCAGAUUGAGUUGGAAGAAAAACUCACUGAAGGGGAAGGAUGUAGAGCUGAACAUUUUUGCAUUAAGAGCAUAUGAUUCGAUCACUGCAUUAGCCAUGGCCGUGGAGAAAGCCAGUAUAAAGAGCUUGUGGUAUGAUAAUCCGACCGCUUCAGCAAAUAACAAAACAGAUAUAGGGACCUUAGGGGUCUCUCAGUACGGUCCAAGUCUUCUAAAGGCACUUUCGAAUGUAAGAUUCAAGGGUUUAGCUGGAGAGUUUGAACUCAUUAACCGGCAGUUCAAAUUAUCAACAUAUGAGGUCAUCAAUAUUGUUGGAAAUGAAGAGAAUAUUAUCGGGUUCUGGAGACCAGGCAAUGGACUUAUGAAUGCUCAUUCAAAAAAGACCAUGUCCCUUGUAAGGGAGAGGUUCGGGCCCGUAAUAUGGCCCGGAAAGUCGAGAGUUGUUCCGAAAGGUUGGGAGAUUCCAACAAAUGUGAAGGUUCUUAGAGUGGGCGUUCCGGCAAAGAAAGGCUUCUUAAGUUUUGUCGAUGCAAAGACAGAUCCAAUCAGUAACAAGAUGAUUCCCACGGGUUACAGUAUUGACAUCUUCGAAGCUACUCUUAAAAAGUUGCCUUACUCAGUCAUUCCUAAAUAUAUUGCUUUCGAGUCUCCAGAUGAGAACUACGACGAAAUGGUAAAUCAAGUCUAUAUUGGGACGUACGACGCAUUUGUGGGAGAUGUAAGCAUCAUAGCAAAUAGGUCACAGUUUGUUGAUUUCACACUACCAUACACAGAGUCUGGAGUGUCUAUGAUGGUGCAGCUCAAGGACAAGAAGAACAAGAAUACAUGGGUGUUCGUCAAUCCUUGGAGCUUAGGCCUAUGGGUCACCACCGCUUGUUUUUUCGUAUUCAUUGGGUUUAUUGUGUGGAUUUUAGAACAUAGAGUCAACACCGACUUCCGUGGGCCGCCUCACCACCAGAUAGGGACUAGUUUCUGGUUCGCUUUCUCCACUAUGAACUUUGCCCACCGUGAGAAGGUGGUGAGCAAUUUAGCGAGGUUUGUGGUGUUAGUGUGGUGUUUCGUGGUGUUUGUGCUGAUUCAGAGCUAUACGGCGAAUCUCACCUCUUUCCUUACAGUACAGCGGCUCCAACCAGAGGUCACGAACUGGAAAGAUCUCAUAAGUAAUAACAAAAAUGUAGGGUACCAACGUGGGACUUUUGUGCUUAAGCUUUUGGAAAGUCAAGGGUUUCAUGAAUCUCAGCUGAAACCUUUUGGUUCUGCCGAAGAAUGCGAUGAGCUUUUUUCCAAUGGGACAAUUGCAGCAUCUUUCGACGAAGUGGCCUAUCUUAAACUUAUCCUUUCUGAGAACUGCUCUAAAUAUGUCAUGGUAGAACCAACCUUUAAGACGGCUGGUUUUGGCUUUGUAUUUCCCAAGAAUUCACCUUUGACGGAUGAUUUCUCAAGAGCGAUCUUGAAUGUGACUCAAAGCGAAGAAAUGCAACAUAUCGAGAAUAAAUGGUUCAAGAAACAAAGUAAUUGUCCUGAUCCGAACACCGAUCUUUCGUCCAAGAGUCUCAGCCUCAGUAGCUUAUGGGGUCUGUUUCUAAUAGCAGGCAUCACUUCAUUCUUGGCACUUCUCAUCUUCUUGGCCACCUUCUUGUAUGAACACAAGCACACACUCUUCGAUGAUUCUGAACAUUCCUUCCGUAGAAAGUUCAAAUCUUUGGUUAGAGUUUUUGAUGAGAAAGACAUAAAGUCUCAUACGUUCAAGGAGAAUGCCAUUCAUAAUGUGAGUUCACCUAUUACUCAAGGAAGUUCAUACCCUUCAACGAAUCGGAGCACUCCAUUUCCACAAAGUCCAACACAAACUAGGGAGUUUGAGUCAAUAAGAGUGCCUUCCAUCAUGAACGGAGAACUAUUCACGGUGCAAUUGGAACAAUUUGAAGAUGAGGCUACUACUCAUGUGAAGGUGGAUGAUAGAAAGAAGUUGCAAAAGUGCAUAACAAUUUAGCCAGUCUGGCUCAUACUCUUUUCUUGUGUGUAGAAAUAAUUAAUGUAUUACUUUUGUUGACGCUAUGUUGAGUUUAAACUAACCAAGGUUAACAUCUUGUUUUCCUAUGAA